AUGAAGGAUGCAUCAUUCAGUGCUUAUUUUUUUCUAGGAUUAAUAGUAACUGCAAUAAUGCAAACUGUAGGGAGAAAUAUGGACUGUCCAAUGUUAUGCAUUUGUGAAAUCAGACCAUGGUUCACACCAAGAUCCACUUAUAUGGAAGCUCCUACAACAGACUGCAAUGAUUUAAAUCUGGUAGUACUGCCACAAAUAUUACCAGCUGAGACACAGGUUUUGUUGCUGCAAAGUAAUAAUAUUUCAAAAAUCAAGAACAAAAUAGACUACUUGACCAACCUUACAGAGAUAGACUUAUCCCAAAACAACUUUUUAGCUAUCCGUGACAUUAACCUAGGAAAGAUGCUUCGGCUACUCUCUCUGCACUUAGAAGAAAAUAAGCUCCAUGAGUUGCCUGACAGUGGCUUGCUUGGGCUCAGCAAUCUCCAGGAACUUUAUGUUAAUCAUAAUCAAAUUUCCAGCAUUUCAUCAGGAGCAUUUACAGGGCUUGAUAAUCUCCUCAGACUCCAUCUGAAUUCUAAUCAGCUGUCCACGAUUAAAAGCAAGUGGUUUGAAGCUAUUCCGAGUUUAGAGAUUCUAACAAUCGGAGAAAACCCUAUUUCUCAAAUUCAAGACCUGAGCUUCAAACCCCUCAAUAAUCUGCGGAGUCUGGUGUUAGCUGGAAUGGAACUCUCGGAAUUGGGGGAAAAUACUUUGAUUGGUCUGAACAACUUGGAAAGCAUUUCUUUUUAUGACAACAGAUUUAUCAGAGUUCCCAAUGAAGCUCUUCAAAAAGUCCCUAAUCUUAAGUUUUUGGAUUUGAAUAAAAACCCUAUUCAGAGAAUACAACAAGGCGAUUUCAGAAAUAUGUUGCACUUGAAAGAAUUGGGCAUUAAUAACAUGGCAGAAUUAGUUUCUAUCGACUGCCUUGCCCUUGAUAAUUUGCCUGAACUAACAAAAAUUGAAGCUACAAACAAUCCAAAACUUUCAUAUAUUCAUCCAAAUGCAUUUUACAGAGCACCCCAGCUUGAAACGUUAAUGCUAAACAGUAAUGCACUAAGUGCCCUCUACAGGGAUACAGUGGAAUCUUUGCCCAAAUUGCAGGAAGUCAGCAUCCACAGUAAUCCAAUCAGAUGUGAUUGCGUCAUUCGUUGGAUUAACAUGAAUAAAACACAUAUUCGAUUUAUGGAGCCACAGUCUUUAUUUUGUUUUGACCCACCAGAGUUCAAAGGUCAGCAUGUUCGAGAAAUUCCUUUCAGAGAAAUGACAGAAAUGUGCCUUCCAUUAAUAGCUGCAGAAUGUUUUCCUUCUGAAAUAAACUUGAACAGCGGGAGCUCCACAACCCUACACUGUCGAGCUACAGGGCAGCCAGAACCUGAAAUUUACUGGAUCACACCUUCCGGUAAUAAACUUCUUCCUAACACUGCAACUGAUAAAUACAAUGUAUACCUUGAAGGAACAUUGGAAAUUUUUAACAUAAGCCACAAGGAAGCAGGCUUAUAUACUUGUGUCGCGCAUAAUCUGGUUGGAGCAGAUUUGAGAUCAGCUAUCCUAACAGUGAAUGGAUCAUUUCCACCAUCCAUAAAUGAGACAAUGAAUAUUGGAAUAAAAGAAGUUGCAGCACAUUCUAUUGUGGUGACCUGGAAGGCUGUUUCAAAUAGUGUGUCAUCUAAUAUUAAAUGGUCUGCCAAAAUGGAUUUCGAUAGUCCCGAAGUUACUAACACAGCCAGAGUUCCAACAGAUACACAUAUAUAUAACUUAACACAUUUGAAUCCAUCAACUGAGUAUGAGGUAUGUAUUCAUAUAAUUAACAUCAAACAAGAAACGGAAAACAAAUGCCUCAAUGUCACAACGAAAGGAAUAGUUUUAGCAGUAAACUCAAACAGCACAAGUACAACCUCAACAUUUAUGGCUGCCCUUGGUGCCAUCUUUGGCGCCAUUAGCAUGGCAUGUCUCUAUUUCUGUGUGACUUGGAAGAAAUACAAUUUUGGGCACAGUCAUUUAGAAAAGUACGUACAGAAUAAAGCAACAUUUCCCUUGAACAAAUUUUAUCCUCCACUUAUAAAUCUUUGGGACAAAAAUAAAACAAAGGAUGGACCACUGGAACUUAAAGGCACUGUAAUAGAUGUAACAGCAAACUGUUCAUAA
Molecule: messenger RNA, 2127 nt
Organism: Hypanus sabinus (Atlantic stingray)
Lineage: Eukaryota; Metazoa; Chordata; Chondrichthyes; Myliobatiformes; Dasyatidae
Gene: lrrn3a
Product: leucine rich repeat neuronal 3a
Exons: 1
Coding region: 1-2127 (708 amino acids)
Molecular function (GO): protein binding
Source: RefSeq, a predicted model, not a curated record